GUUGAUAUAAGCGUGCAGGAGGCGUCGCUAGGGCAGUGCGCGCGUGGCCACACUGGUAGAGGGUAGCGACCGUGCCCACACACUCAGUCCCCUCACGCGGCCGUCACCACUCGCACGUGGACUCCACCACCGCAUAACCUCGCUGGCUCGUUCGCUCGGUGCCUCGUCCCGUCGCAGUCCCCGGCGAAGCAGACCCAGACCUCAGCACCUCCCAGGCCAGAGACGAGUCUAGAAGCCCUCGCUGGUCUCCCUCAGCAUCCCGACACGAUGGAGAAGUCUCCGAUGUACGCCGUCCUCACGCCCCCGGGGGAGGGCAGGCGGCAGUGGCUGGCGUGGAUGGCAGCCUUCGUGAGCCUGCUGGCCCUGGUCGUGUCCGUCGUGACCGCCUGCGUGGCCGUGCAGCAGCUCGACCGAGUCACGGAGGUCGAGCAGAAGAUGAUCGAGAUGAAGAUGCACUUCGAGCGGCUCCUCAAUGAGUACGACUACGACAUCUACGACUACGACGACCCUAAGGCUGUGAACAUCGAGGAGCUGACACUACAGAGCGUCGUCAGGAAGAAGAGGGAGGCUGACGACGGACAGAACGGCGGAGUACCCAUCUACGAGCAAGCCUAUGGACUCCCGCCCCGCUCCACCGCCAAGGGCCUCCGCCUGUACGGUGACCUCCUCGCGGGCGCCAGCGAAUCGCCCGAGAUGUCACCCGAGGUCACCGAGUCGCCCAUCAAGCCUUACCACAGAAUAUCGAGUAUGUGGGUGCCUAAGGAGCGACGCCGGUAUUCCUCAGGCAAACUCUCCUCCAGGAACCACGGCAACGAACUGGACGGGAGCGAGGAAUCCGACGCCGAGGUCAUCCGUCAGGCCGCUCGGAGCCAGGUCCUGAGGAGGAGGUCGCGCGUCAAGAGUCUCCAAGGGCCGGGCAGGAGUGUGCGCCGCCGCCAGAAGUCUCGAACACCCUCUAACACAAAUCCUGCUCCUGUCUUCUUCCGUCAGGGCUUGGUCAAGGCGACCGAGCGCGCCAGUGCCCGAGCGAACAGCGUCGUCCCCCAGGCAGCCAAGGUCAUGUCCCAGCCCCAGGUCGUGCCCCAGCCCGUCCCGCAGCCCGUGCCCCAGACGCCCCAGAGCCCCAAGGCCUUCGAGAGCCGACCCCUGUCAACUCUCCGUGCUCAGGACAGAGCCGUCAAGAAGAUCCCGAGGAAGAAGCAGAGCCACCGUCGGCGCGCACCAACCCCGUGGUCACCGUCGCCCACUUCGUCGCACGCCCGCGAACAGGACCGCCCACCAUCAACGGCCUACCUGUCACCCCCCACACCCCCUUUCUCUCCCCCAGCAGGAGUCGGCGAGGACGUGCACGGGGAGUGGUCACCUGCCGCCUGGAUGGAUGGACAAGUUAGGCCUCAACCGGAAGUACUCCCUCAGAAGGGCGUGGUCACCGUCAAGGAAGCUGGCCUGUAUUACCUGUACGCGCAGGUGCUGUACCAGCCUGGACGCUUCGGCAGUGGGUUCCAGGUGGUCGUUGACAGCAUCCCCAUCAUGGAGUGCACGCUGGCUCCCGCUCAGCCAUCUCCUUCUUGCCACACCGGGGGAGCCACCUACCUCCCCAGGAACGCCGCUGUUUACAUCCGGGACCUCGACCACCACAUGACCGCCGUGAAGAACGAGGAAAACAGCUUCUUCGGCCUCGUCAAGCUGAUGGACGCCCCCGCCACGGCCGAGAAGCUGCUGCUGGGCUGAGGUGCUGCAGUCUCUCUUACUCGGGCGAGGGAAGGAAGAUGGGAGGAGGAAGAAAAGGGAGAUAAAGGUGGAAUAAUACGAGAGGAAAAAAUAUAUUUAUAAAAAGAGGGAGAAAUGAAAAGAAAAUCUGAUGAUGUUUGAUACCAGAUAAAGGUGUCAGAUCUUGAGAAAAGAGAAACAUAGGUAAAGGGUUGUGAAUAAAUUGAAUAUAAAGAAAUGACGACAAGGUACAUAUUUCCCCAGAGUGAUAUAAAUGAAUAUAUUCUUUAAACGCACAAUAUUUUCCAUACAAAAAAAAUAAUAGAAAUAAUAACUCAGCGCCUCUGGCAGUUCCUUAAUACCUAUAAUUCUUCAGGUGAGACAGAGGAAAAUAGAAUCGUUAUUUCGUAAAUUGUUCGUAUAUUUAAGAUUGAUAAGCAAUUUCUUGGUCACUUAAGAAUUCUGAGAGAAAACAGAAGAAAAGUUUAUAUAUACAUACACGCAUACAUAUCUAUAUAUAUCUAUCUCUCUUUCUAUAUAGAUGGAUAGAUAUGUAUGUAUCUAAAUAUAUCUAUCUCUCUCUUUCUAUAUAGAUGGAUAGAUAUGUAUGUAUCUAAAUAUAUCUAUCUAUCUUUCUAUAUGGAUGGAUAGAUUAUAUGUAUGUAUGUAUGUAUGUACAUAUAUUAAAGGACCUUAAUCUCACCUAAAUGAACAUAGGGUUAACAGGACUUACCACAAGAGGCUUAGAGGUUGUAAUUUAGUAUAUGAAGGUUUGCCGCAAAGGCUUCGUGGAAAGAGACAGAAGCCAAUGCUGUUCCUUAUUUAUCUCUCCGUUGGGUUUUGUCCUUCAUAGAUUAUAAGAAUUAUGCAGUUGAAUUAUAAAAGCGAUAUUUAAGUUAGAAACAAACCUCCAGAUUUUUUUUUUCUUAUA
Molecule: messenger RNA, 2641 nt
Organism: Penaeus vannamei (Pacific white shrimp)
Lineage: Eukaryota; Metazoa; Arthropoda; Malacostraca; Decapoda; Penaeidae
Source: RefSeq, a predicted model, not a curated record